CCCAUUUCUCUACUUUCUUCCAUCGGCCGCCUCCAGGAGAGAGGUCUCCUCACAGCUACACACAGUCUCACCAAAUGGGUCGUGUCAUCAGAGCUCAGCGUAAAGGUGCGGGUUCCGUCUUCAAGGCCCACACCCACCACCGCAAGGGUCCCGCCCGUUUCCGCAGCCUCGACUUCGGUGAGCGAAAUGGCUACCUCAAGGGUGUCGUCACCGAAAUCAUCCACGACCCGGGCCGUGGCGCACCCUUAGCCCGCGUCGUCUUCCGUCACCCGUUCCGUUACAAGAAGCAGAAGGAACUGUUCGUCGCUUCCGAGGGCAUGUACACUGGACAGUUCGUGUACUGUGGUAAGAAGGCUACUCUCAUGGUCGGCAAUGUGUUGCCUCUUAGAUCUAUCCCCGAAGGAGCUGUCGUUUGCAACGUCGAGCAUCAUGUUGGUGAUCGUGGGGUUUUCGCUAGGUGUUCUGGUGAUUAUGCCAUUGUUAUUAGUCACAACCCCGAUAACGACACCACCAGGAUCAAGCUUCCAUCUGGUUCCAAGAAGAUUGUUCCAAGUGGCUGUCGUGCUAUGAUUGGCCAGGUUGCAGGAGGUGGUAGGACCGAGAAACCUCUUCUAAAGGCUGGUAAUGCUUACCACAAGUUUAAGGUGAAGAGGAACUGCUGGCCUAAGGUGCGUGGUGUGGCAAUGAACCCAGUUGAGCAUCCUCACGGUGGUGGUAACCAUCAACACAUUGGUCAUGCUAGUACUGUUAGGCGUGAUGCUCCACCUGGGCAGAAGGUUGGUCUUAUUGCUGCAAGGAGGACUGGUAGGCUCAGAGGACAAGCUGCUGCUACUGCUGCCAAGGCUGAUAAGGCUUAGGCUUAGGAUAUUACUUGUUGUUAGUUCUUUUGCCCUUUAUAUUUACAUUCAAGAGUAUUCAGCACAUUUAUGCUACAAAUUUUGUUUGAAUUAUCAGAUAAUGGUACUGUUUGGAGUUGUUUGAGGGAUGGUUAUGUUUUCAAUUUGGAUUUUUACUCAAGUGUUUGAUGUCAAUGUUUAUGAUC
Theobroma umbraticum is the source of this 1042-nucleotide messenger RNA. RefSeq names its product Ribosomal protein L2 family. The record is from RefSeq and is a predicted model, not a curated record. Gene Ontology annotation, biological process: cytoplasmic translation. Gene Ontology annotation, cellular component: cytosolic large ribosomal subunit; ribosome. Gene Ontology annotation, molecular function: structural constituent of ribosome; RNA binding. Lineage: Eukaryota; Viridiplantae; Streptophyta; Magnoliopsida; Malvales; Malvaceae.